This is a messenger RNA of Rhinichthys klamathensis goyatoka, 3651 nucleotides long. It is a transcript of the gene ikzf4, whose product is annotated as IKAROS family zinc finger 4. Gene Ontology annotation, molecular function: RNA polymerase II cis-regulatory region sequence-specific DNA binding; DNA-binding transcription factor activity. The transcript has 8 exons. Lineage: Eukaryota; Metazoa; Chordata; Actinopteri; Cypriniformes; Leuciscidae. Gene Ontology annotation, biological process: regulation of transcription by RNA polymerase II. Bases 438 to 2156 code for a protein of 572 amino acids. The record is from RefSeq and is a predicted model, not a curated record.
CCAGAAAACAUGCUGAAAGGAUGAAACUGGUUCUUCAUUUGCAAUUCAGAUGUGACCACAGAUGAGUCAAAUAGUUAUUUGUAUAAAAAUGAAUGAUUUAAUUUUAAUAUGUGUUGCAUUUAAAGCCUAUUUCCAAUACCAAAAUGAUAAUAUGUGGAAAUUUCUGAGUAAUAGCAAAUCAUAACAACCCCUGCAUUUGGCUUAGUAUCAUCAUUGCUUUAGAUGUCAGCCUGUGUUCUGAUAGGUCACAAGAUAAAGGGAGGGCAGUUUCUUGCACACUGCGCUCUUCAUUUAAGACCAGAAUUCUAUAGAAUGGACACUCAAUUCAGCUGUUGAGUUAGAAAUGAGAUCUUGACCAGUGUGUAUAUCAAUUAUUCAGCUACUUAAACCGUGCAACCACACAGGAAAGGGAGAAAUAACAAACUGCAACUGCUGUGAUGAUGAAUGCUGACGAUUGCAAUGGCCGUUCGUACAUGUCAGGUAGUGGAGAUUCUUCAACAGAGCGGGAGUUUUUUGCAGGGCUGAGAGGUCCCACCGUGAGCACACCAAACAGUCAACAGUCCUCACCCAGCCGCUCACUCAGUGCAAACUCCAUCAAGGUGGAGCUCUACAGUGACGAGGAGGCAGGUGGUGCUCCACUGGCGGAAAGGAGAGUCGGGGAGAAGAAUGAAGGAUGGAAAGAUGAAAAGGGCGAGUUGGCUGAAGAUGGUGGAGUGGAGAUGGUCGGAGGUACACGAGGACAGGCUGGGAGCGGCUGUGGAGAGAUGGCCAGCUCUGAGCCCGCAUCCCCUGGUCCCAUUCGGCUGCCCAAUGGGAAACUUAAAUGUGAUAUAUGUGGGAUGAUCUGCAUUGGACCCAAUGUUCUAAUGGUGCACAAACGCAGCCAUACAGUCUUGGUCUCGGUAGGUGAGCGGCCAUUCCAAUGUAACCAGUGUGGGGCCUCCUUCACUCAGAAGGGCAACUUGCUGCGUCAUAUCAAGCUCCACUCUGGCGAAAAGCCCUUCAAAUGUCCCUUUUGUAACUACGCCUGUCGCCGCCGUGACGCCCUGACAGGACACCUCCGCACCCACUCCGUGUCCUCCCCUACAGUAGGGAAGCCCUACAAGUGCAGUUACUGUGGCCGCAGCUACAAGCAGCAGAGCACCCUGGAGGAGCACCGUGAGCGCUGCCACAGCUACCUACAGAGUCUGGACCACCAGCCUGCUCAUAACACCCAGCCUGCGCACGGUGAAGAGUCCCAUAAUGUGGAGAUGAUGUCUGAACCACUGAUCCAGUCCUCCUCAGAAAAGAUGACCUUCAUUGAUCGGCUGGCCAAUAGCAUCACCAAGAGGAAGAGAUCUACACCCCAGAAGUUUCUGGGUGAAAAGCACAUGCGACUGAAUAUAUCCGAAGCACCUUAUGAACUCGACCCCAAUCCUGAUAAAGAAGGGGACAUGCUGCUGUCGCACCCCGAGGGUGACCCCGCUGCUUUAGCAGGCAUGGGAGGGCGUUUCCUGCGGGGGCCGAGAGGAGGGAACAACGAUGUGGAUCCUUCCCGGUCGCUGCGGAUGCCCCCCCACUCCACCUGCAUCUCAGAGUUCACCCCAGUCAUCAGCUCCGUCUACCCUCAUAUAACCUCUCUAGGGCAGCGUCUAAACUGUGCAGGGGGCAUCUCCAUGGGCCUGGCCGGGAGGGAGGCCGGCGAGGGUCAUGAAGAUGCUCCUUCCACCCGCAGCCACGCCGCCUCGCCGAGCAACGGUUACCAAGAUUCGACAGACACUGAGAGCAUGGCGGAGGAGCAGUGCGUCAUCACCUCGGUGCCACCAGGAAACUUGAACCACCGUGGGCGCGAGCGGCACAGUCCUAGUCACGCCAAAGAAACGGACAUGGAGGGGGACAGGGAGAAAGGGAUCCCUGGGGGUUUACCGACCAAGGCGAGCCCGCGCUCACCGCUGACGAGGGAAGCCAUGCAGGUGAUGGACGGGGAAGGGCGGCCGGUGCGCUCCUUCCGCUGCGAGCAUUGUCGCAUUUUCUUCCUGGACCAUGUCAUGUUUACCAUCCACAUGGGCUGCCACGGCUUCCGCCAGCCCUUCGAGUGCAACAUCUGUGGCCACCGCAGCCAGGACCGCUACGAGUUCUCCUCGCACAUUGUCCGCGGGGAGCACCAGGUGGGCUGAGGUGGGCGGAGGUCAAGACUGGGGGGAGAUGUACAGAGCGUUGUAUGCUGCUUUGAGAUGGCGUCAUGGCGUCUAGUUCGGUCUGCACCAGAUUGGGGCACAUUAGCACUUGCUUUUAUAAUUAGCGGACAUCAGAUUUUACAUCGAAGGCUAAUCGCUUAGGUACGAGCAUAAAACGUGCAAUUGCAUCCCGCGUUAGAGGAUGACAAGUCAUAUCCUCCGAUUGCACUCCCACAACAAGUCAUUCAUCGCAAGAAGCAGCUGUUUUGCUUUAGAAGUGCCUUACUUCGGUGGGGUUUAUUUUUUAUCAGUUGGGAAGAGAUUCGAGAUGUGAGAUUAGGUCUAUACCCAUCUGUUUGGUGGCGUUUACAUAGAGUCUGCCUCUUGAAGAGAGAAAGACAUUGAAUUGCUUAGACGUCCAAAGUCUGGACUGGUUUAUCCAGAGUGGUUUUCCAAAGUUUCUGAGCCUGUUAAACAAGAAAUCUAUGCCUAAGAGUAUUCACACUAACUUUGUGCUCUUUUAGGAUACCUCGGUGGGACUGUUGAAAUUAGGCGACUCAGGGAGGACACUGCUGACAGAGAGGGAAUGGAGAGCAAGCAGCGUGAAUUGCAAAAUUGAGGCUGGAGUAUUGGUAUGUUAGCCAUAUAAGGAGGAGCACAGACACAUAUUGCCUUAAUCGUUGCUUUAUAUGAACCCUGUACGAGUUCGUUUUAGAAUUGCACAUGGUUUUUAAUGCUGGACCAUUCCGUAGGUACAAUGCAGCCUGAAUUCGGGUAACUUCGAAACAAAGAUGAUACGUCACUCUUGGGUCAAAUAGGAUUGGGGUUAGGCUAAGGCUCGGAUAAUUUUAUUGCUUUCUAAAAUGUAUGUUAAUGUUUUAUUUAAGAAAGGAAAUGAACUUGAAACAUUUGCCUUAGUUUUUGAGUCUACAACCUCUGUCAAGAAAGAGAGAAAAAAAGUUGGUUUCCUUGUGCCUCAGAUCUUGAUUGUCGUUUCAACUUUAUCUCAACCUCACUUAAGUGGCGAUAAAGAUUUUGCCUAUCAAAUCUAUUGAGGUUUUUUAAAAUAGUUUUUGUAGUACGAAGUCCCCGCCAUCCAUCCUCUGCCAUGCUGCGUACACAGUGAGCCACAUUAUGUUUUUUAGAUCCGGAAAAGAAGCCUUAAUAUUCUGGUGCAGACCAAACACAGACCUAUGUUGCAUUCCGUGAAUUUGAUGACGUGUGAAGGGGGAGGGUUGUUACCUCAAAAGGAGGAUUGCACUUUUUCUAAUUCUGCUUAAAUGUGAGUGUUUUUGCUGGGGCUGUUGGGAGGGUUUCGGACAGGCGGGGCGGGGCGGCACCGGGCGGGAGGGGGAUUUUAUUCAAAGGCUUUAGGGGAGCAGACACAGUAAUGAUUGGUAACUGAGCUUUGAAACAUAUUCUUUUGUUUUCUGAAAUUGCUCUAUUGCACUGAUUUCUGAUAAAAAUGCUAUUUAGAGAAAACAAGAAACAAUUU